Suillus paluster is the source of this 1854-nucleotide messenger RNA. RefSeq lists its product as uncharacterized. The transcript has a single exon. The coding region runs from base 156 to 1592 and encodes 478 amino acids. Lineage: Eukaryota; Fungi; Basidiomycota; Agaricomycetes; Boletales; Suillaceae. The record is from RefSeq and is a predicted model, not a curated record.
AGGCACGUGUUGAAAGGGAUAUCAAGGCUGACCUUGCGCCACCAUGGGACGGUCCCCACCGUCGCCACAUCUUAGAUACCCUUUUUUUUACUUCUUCAAGAUCGCCUGGUGCGCAUUUUAUUAUCCCUCAGAAAUCUCUAUCAUCUAGACCAAUUAUGUUCACGUCCUUGUCAUCUCAUGACGAGCCCUAUCGUGUCUCACAUAGAGAUAAUCGUGGUGUUCCCACCCUACUCUCCCCUUGGGAGUACCUUGAAGACUAUGGCAUAGUCCACCCAUCAGGAUGCGACGUCUGCUCCUCCUACAUGAAGCAUGUCGCUGACGCAAGUUAUUCGUCCCAUCAGCCCGCGUUCCAGAUUGCCUUCCAAGAUCGGAAGCGCUCACGUGAAGAUGUCUUUAACAAGGGCAUAUCAGAGGGCAUCCGCCGUCAAAAGGAGGAAAAUAGAGUGCUACUCGAUGACCUUGAACACUAUCGCUGUGAGCGCAACCAGGCGCGUGACGAGCUGUGCACCCUUCGCGCUCAGCUCGAGGUCAGCCGUGCAGACUCACAACGUCUGCAGGACCAGCUGAGACAGCAGACUGUCCCUCCAGUCGAUGUCUCCAGUUCCGUCGAAUCUGUUUCCCGCCAUUCUUCGACAAAGUCUGCUCAGGUUGACCCUCCCCCUUCCGAUCCCCCAUGCUCCACUGAAGCUCAGGUUACGAAUCCUCCCGAUCACCAACUCUCCCUUGACUUCCUAGCACCCCUUUAUCCUCAACAGAUCUCACCUCCUAUGACAACCCCUGCUUCCCCUCAAGCCCAGUUACCCGACUGCGUUGCUGCUCGUUCAUUCGCUGCCGUAUUGGCAACGGGUCAGCCGAGCAGUGAUGAUGACCCUGCUUUUCAUACAUCAGACGACUCGCCUACGUCUUUGGGCUGGACUGUCGUAGCUCCAUCCGCUUAUAAACCGACCAAGCCUGCCAAGAGCAUCAAACAUGUCCAAUCCCUCAUUAAAGCCGCACACCAGCCCGGGAACUAUAGCGCACUCACAAAAGUCAAAGCGCUCUGUUCAGAAGCACACAAAACGCCCAGAGACCAAAAGACUGAAGUCCAGCGGUACUUGUUGUCCAAUUGGCGAACUCCUGAUUGGGAGCAUCCCUCAUCACUGCCAAAGUUAUCUGCCCCAUUAAACAACCCUCGUCUCGAGGACCCCGUCGAGUGUUGGGUGUCAUACUAUACCGCGAAUCCCAGCUCUUGUCCCAAGGGCAUCCGACGCGAAGCCGACGGUCGUCCCGUCGUGUGCGAUAUGAAAGCCAGUCGAACGGUAGCUCGGCUGCGCCCCCUAGUACACCCCAGCGAUCCCGAGUCUCGCGAAGCACGGCAAAAAUACAUGGCUGUCGUCACAGAGCUCUUCUCUGAGCCAGGAGAAUACUCCAAUAUUCUUCGGAGAGGAGCCUUCAGUGUCUCUCCCCAUGUUUGCUAUGCGCCUUUUGUGGGCAUGGCUGACUCCAUUGACAAGUUGUCCAUCGCGCGUCACUUUGCCGCUUGCGGCGUGACCAUUCCCAUGGCCGACGAUGAGCUUGGGCCAUGGGCUCAGGAGUAUCUCCGCGAUACUUAGCGACAUCGCUACUUUUAAUACCUGAGUGGACUUACUCCGCAUCAUCUCCGAUCACCAUACAUUACGCGUACAGGGUCUCUGCAUUGUACUCAUAGAUUCCAUACUCGAGUCGUACGAUUCACACUUAAUUGCGGACGUAGUACGAUAUUCAGAUCGCGACGGUAUUCGUACAUAGUGUACUUCCGCACAGUAGCAACCCUUGUUGUUGCACCUCUUUGUGCUUUAUCUAAUCUACUUUGAUUGACAUCACCUUGCCAUGAAA